This is a messenger RNA of Mustela erminea (ermine), 7005 nucleotides long. It is a transcript of the gene RAB3GAP2, whose product is annotated as RAB3 GTPase activating non-catalytic protein subunit 2. The record is from RefSeq and is a predicted model, not a curated record. The transcript has 35 exons. The coding region runs from base 1 to 4194 and encodes 1397 amino acids. Gene Ontology annotation, biological process: regulation of GTPase activity. NCBI's taxonomy places the organism in Eukaryota, Metazoa, Chordata, Mammalia, Carnivora, Mustelidae.
AUGGCUUGCUCCAUUGUCCAGUUCUGCUACUUCCAGGACCUCCAGGCCGCCCGGGACUUCCUCUUCCCUCAUCUGCGGGAGGAGACCCCCAGCGGCGCCGUGCGGAGGGACCCCAGUAAAUCAGACUGGGAAGAUGAUGGUUGGGGAGCAUGGGAAGAGACGGAACCCCAAGAACCUUUUUACCCACAGGAAGAAGAAGGAAAUACUUGCAAAACACAAAAAACGUCCUGGCUACAAGAUUGUGUUUUAUCCUUAUCUCCAACCAAUGAUCUUAUGGUUAUAGCUCGAGGGCAAAAAGCUGUUUUUCUAGUGCCAAAAUGGAAAUACAGCGAUAAAGGAAAGGAAGAAAUGCAAUUUGCUGUUGGCUGGAGUGGUUCUUUAAAUGUCGAAGAAGGAGAACAUGUAACCAGUGCUCUGUGUAUCCCACUAGCAAGCCAAAAGAGGAGUUCCACAGGGCGUCCUGACUGGACCUGCAUCGUGGUGGGCUUUACUUCAGGUUACGUGCGCUUCUACACUGAGAGUGGUGUGCUCUUGCUUGCACAACUUUUGAAUGAAGACCCAGUCCUACAGCUGAAGUGCAGGACCUAUGAAAUCCCACGACACCCUGGCGUGACCGAACAGAAUGAAGAGUUGAGUAUAUUAUAUCCGGUUGCCAUUGUGACUAUUGAUGGAUUUAGCCUUUUUCAGUCUCUUCGUGCUUGUCGAAAUCAGGUAGCAAAAGCUGCAGCAUCUGGCAAUGAGAACAUACAGCCCCCACCGUUAGCUUAUAAGAAAUGGGGUCUCCAAGAUAUUGACACUAUUAUUGAUCAUGCUAGUAUUGGUAUUAUGACUCUGUCCCCUUUCGACCAAAUGAAGACUGCCUCCAACAUAGGGGGAUUUAACGCAGCAAUUAAAAACAGUCCACCCGCCAUGUCGCAGUACAUCACUGUCGGGUCCAAUCCAUUUACUGGCUUCUUCUAUGCGCUAGAGGGGAGCACCCAACCGUUACUGUCUCACGUGGCGCUGGCGGUCGCAAGUAAACUCACUUCUGCUUUAUUUAACGCUGCCAGUGGCUGGCUUGGUUGGAAAAGCAAGCACGAAGAAGAAGCCGUGCAGAAGCAGAAGCCAAAGGUCGAGCCGGCCACCCCGUUGGCUGUCAGAUUUGGACUUCCAGAUUCUAGACGCCAUGGUGAAAGUAUAUGUCUGUCUCCGUGUAACACACUGGCAGCAGUAACAGAUGAUUUUGGCAGAGUAAUUUUAUUGGAUGUGGCUAGAGGAAUUGCGAUACGCAUGUGGAAAGGGUAUCGAGAUGCACAGAUCGGUUGGAUCCAAAUCAUAGAGGACCUCCACGAAAGAGUACCAGAAAAGGCAGAUCUUUCCCCUUUUGGAAAUACUCAGGGUCCAAGCCGAGUAGCUCAGUUCCUUGUGAUCUAUGCACCAAGAAGGGGAAUCUUAGAAGUGUGGAGCACACAGCAGGGACCUAGAGUGGGAGCCUUCAACGUGGGAAAGCACUGCAGGCUUCUGUAUCCUGGCUACAAAAUAAUGGGCUUAAAUAAUGUUACCAGUCAGAGUUGGCAGCCGCAGACUUACCAGAUCUGCCUUGUUGAUCCAGUGUCUGGAAGUGUGAAAACAGUCAGUGUUCCUUUCCAUUUAGCGCUGAGCGACAAGAAGUGUGAGCGAGCCAAGGACAUGCACCUAGUCAAGAAGCUGGCCGCCCUGCUGAAAACAAGACCUCCCCACCUCGAUUUGGUUGAAACACAAAUGAAGGAACUAAUUCUUGAUAUUAAGUACCCUGCAACCAAGAAACAAGCUUUGGAGAGCAUUUUGGCAAGUGAACGAUUACCAUUUUCCUGCCUUAGAAACAUCACUCAGACUCUAAUGGAUACUUUAAAAAAUCAAGAGCUUGAGUCUGUUGACGAAGGAUUGCUACAGUUUUGUGCCAAUAAACUGAAAUUACUCCAUCUUUAUGAGUCUGUCAGUCAGUUAAAUUCCGUUGAUUUUCAUUCAGAUACACCAUUCUCGGAUAAUGACUUGGCUGUGUUACUGAGGCUCGAUGAAAAAGAACUGCUUAAGCUCCUGGCAUUACUAGAGAAGUACAAAGAGGAAAAAACCAGGACUGCUACAGUCCGAUUUUCUGAUGAUAAGGAUGGUGUGUUACCCGUGAAAACAUUCCUGGAAUAUUUAGAGUGUGAGAAAGAUGUGGUCAACGUAAAGAAGAUAAGUGAAGAGGAGUAUGUGGCUUUAGGCAGUUUCUUUUUUUGGAAGUGUUUGCAUGGAGAAAGCUCUACCGAGGACAUGUGUCACACUCUGGAGUCAGCCGGACUGAGUCCUCAGCUGUUGUUGUCUCUGCUCCUGAGUGUGUGGCUUUCUAAGGAAAAAGAUAUUUUGGAUAAGCCGCAGUCUGUGUGCUGUCUCCACACGAUGCUGUCCCUUCUGAGCAAGAUGAAAGUGGCCAUCGAUGAGACCUGGGAUUCCCAGUCUGUGUCCCCGUGGUGGCAACAGAUGCGCACGGCUUGUAUUCAGUCUGAGAACAACGGAGCUGCUCUGUUGUCUGCACACGUUGGCCAUUCCAUUGCUGCACAGAUCUCAAACAGUAUGACUGAGAAAAAAUUUUCCCAAACAGUGUCGGGUGCUGAUUCUGAGGCCCUCACCGAUUCCUGGGAGGCCCUUUCUCUUGACAUGGAAUACUGGAAGCUCCUGCUGAAACAGCUGGAAGACUGCCUCAUCCUUCAGACUCUGCUUCACAGCAGAGCAAACACGCCAGCCUCCAAAGUGUCAUCGCUGCAGGCUGAGCCACUCCCGAGGCUGUCUGUCAAAAAGUUACUGGAAGGAGGAAAGGGUGGCAUUGCAGACAGUGUAGCCAAGUGGAUAUUUAAACAGGACUUCAGCCCUGAAGUGCUAAAACUGGCUAGUAAGGAAAGAGAUGCCGAAAACCCAGAUGAACCCAAAGAAGGCAUGAACAGAGGUUUACUUGAAGCGGCAGAGGUGGAGAUGACCCUAGGAGCCAUACCAGACUUGCUGCAUUUAGCCUAUAAGCAGUUUCCAUGCAGCCUUGAGCUGGACGUGCUGCACGCCCACUGCUGUUGGGAGUAUGUCGUUCAGUGGAAUAAAGACCCGGAGGAAGCACGUUUUUUUGUUAGGUCAAUAGAACACUUGAAGCACAUUCUUAAUGCGCACGUUCAGAAUGGCAUUGCUCUCAUGAUGUGGAAUACAUUCUUGGUGAAAAGGUUUUCUGCUGCUACGUACUUGAUGGAUAAGGUUGGCAAAUCACCAAAGGACAGGCUAUGUCGAAGGGAUGUGGGGAUGAGUGACACAGCAAUGACCUCCUUUCUUGGCUCCUGCUUGGAUCUUCUUCAGACUUUAAUGGAGGCCGACGUGAGCCGGGACGAGAUGCAGGCGCCUGUCCUGGACACGGAAGACGCGUGGCUCAUGGUCGAGGGACCAAUCUCCAUCGUGGAGCUGGCGCUGGAGCAGAAGCACGUCCACUACCCGCUGGUGGAGCACCACUCCGUCCUCUGCUCCGUGCUCUAUGCCAUCAUGAGGUUUUCUCUGAAGACCGUGAAGCCACUGUCACUCUUCGAUAGUAAGGGGAAAAAUGCAUUCUUCAAAGACCUAACUUCGAUUCAGUUAUUACCUAGUGGGGAAAUGGAUCCAAAUUUUAUUUCUGUGCGACAACAGUUCUUACUGAAAGUCGCUAGCGCGGCCGUCCAGGCCCAGCACUCAGUCGCGAAGGACCGAGAGUCCUCGGAAGAGGCACCGACCACUCCUUUCGGGAAAGACCACGACUGGCCAGUGCUGGCUGUGGAUUUGGCGCAUCACCUUCAAGUUAGUGAAGAUGUGGUUCGAAGGCAUUACGUGGGGGAGCUCUACAACUACGGAGCGGACCACCUGGGAGAGGAGGCCAUUCUCCAGGUUCAGGACAAGGAGGUCCUUGCCUCGCAGCUGCUGGUGUUAACAGGGCAGAGACUAGCUCACGCGCUCCUCCACACCCAGACCAGAGAAGGAAUGGAGCUACUGGCCAGACUGCCGCCCACGCUCUGCACUUGGCUGAGAGCCAUGAACCCCCAGGAUCUUCAAAACACAGAAGUGCCAAUUGCAACGACAGCUAAACUAGUAAAUAAAGUCAUUGAGCUUUUACCAGAAAACCAUGGGCAGUACAGUUUAGCCUUACACCUCAUUGAAGCGGUGGAAGCCAUAUCUCUUCCUUCUUUAUGACACUUACCUACUGAAAAUGGUCCCAAAUUGUGUGACUAGAACAUGAAUUAGUGCAUGUAAUUUUACAUAGUAAGAUCUGGAAUUUUAUGAAGGGAGUAGGUCUUUUUUCUUUUGUAAAAUAAAUACAAAUACAUACUACUUUUUAAAAGUGCAGUCCUGGCUAAAUUCCACUCCUUUGGUUAAUACUGAAGAUAAAAUAUAACUGAAUAUCAACUAUACCAUAUUACUAACACAGAUGUUUUACUGUUUAUUUCUAAUUUAAGCACUUAAAUAGCUUUAUGGGUAAACUUUGCUAUUUCAAAUGGGUUAUAAUUUACAGAUUAUGUUCUUAUUAUCAGAUUCUAUAUUUCGUACUCAAAAUGUUAUUGUAAUUAAAUUUAAGCGUGUUCAUGUAUAGUCCCCUGUCAGUAAAAUUUGAGGAACACCCCACUGGCUUUUGUUAGCAUGCUUAAAUCCCGGAGCUCUGCACGAGGACAGGUUCUUUCCCCGAGGUUAUGCUGCCACCACCGGAGGACGAUGACCUUGCUUUUGAGGAGGAACGGGUUCGAGAUCCUCAUAUUCAUCAGAAGGGACACUGAACAACAUUAGAACCCUUAACCUGUUGUCCUUGCCAAAACUGAGAAUCUGAGACGCAAGCAACACAGCAAAAUUAAUUACGAUGUAAGUUAAGAUUUACUUUUUGCCAAGAUUCAAAGUUGUAUCCACAUCAGGUCAUUGUAAAAAUGUAUUAUCUUGUAAAAUUUAUGUUUUAAAAAAAAGGGCAAAGAUGCUUAAAAAAAUUUAAGUCCAAUUUAUUUUUCCUAUAAGUGUUUAGAAAGGUCUGCUUCUGGGAUAUGGUAACAUUAUCUGUUCUUGGGAACAGUACAGAAAAGGCCUAGUGAUAUUACAGCUUUGCAAACCUACCUCACAGCUGGGUUGAGAGAAUAAAAUACACCUAAUUUUGUACCCUAGAGUGCCUCGAGCAGUCCAAGUGCUGAAUAAUUAUUUGUUGAUUAAAACCAGGUUAACCAAAACUCUGUAAAAAGUGCUUUGAGCUCUACAAAUACCAAGUCUUUAUUAGGGUAGAUCUUUGGAAUGUAGCCAUAGAGUGCAAUUACUGAUCUCUGUCACGGAUCACAAUUGUUAUUCGUAGUAACUCAUUGUGAUACGGAAGUGUGUUGUUUCACUUACGUUUAGGAAGCCAGCGUUAGUAACUGUACAAAGUUGACGAGUAUGCCCCUCGAGGUUAUAAAGAAAAAAGUCUCACAUUUGAGGAUAUCCCAGUGUAAAUUCUUUUUAAUUAAAAGAUCACACCCAAAUAAGAACUAAACUGUCUAAAACUUAGUAAUUAUUGUUUAAUUUAAAAAUCUUGAAAGAUAAAGUUUAAAGAUGUCUUGGAUAUCUGGGUGAGGGCCUCUACGUCUGACCGAGGCUCACGCCGUGUACAGUAGCAGCACCAAAAAGGACCUUAGCUCGUCCAGCUUCUCCGCCUCUGCCGGGAUCUCCGCUGGCCCGUCCAGACACAGUCCUGUGAGUCCUUGUAAACCUAUCGAGCUUUAUCUAGUCACCUGUUACAUGCAUUCUAAAACAUUUGUUCUUCCUGUGAUUUUUCUAAGUACUCUGAAAGUAGUUAUGAAUUUUGGAGGCUGGUCAAAGAAACUUUACAUCCUCACUUUGAUUCUGUUAACACUUUUGAGGGAAGGGGAGUACCCGAUAAACACGUUAGAUAAUAAAGCUGCUUGAACUUAUUCUCGUAGGACACUCAGAUCUGGGGAUUGUAGAGAAUAGUAAUAAGCUGAACUAUGGUUCGUGGGACCGUAACAGAUCACUGAAUUACAAAUCUGUAAUUACAUUUGUAAUCCUAAAGUUUACCAUUCAAAGAAUUUUAAAAUUGAAUUCUGAGUUAUAUGGUUAAGAAAACCAGUUAAAUAUUCUGUGAUUUCAUCAAGGGCUUUUAAAAUAAAUCUGAGAGAAGAAAAGAAAAUAAAUACCUAUGUAAACAUUCUGUAACAACAAAGAACCACAAAUAAAGGAAUUAGAGUGUAUGUAGGAUGGGUGAUUUCUGAAACAAAGGUAUGUUGCACUUUCUGAUGGGAAGCCACUAACAGUGUUUUCCUAGCGAGAACUCCCCCCAACACACACCUUUCUUUGUUAACAUUAAACAGGUAUCUGUACCUUGUUAAAUUUCACUGUAUAAUGCUGAAGGAAGACAGAAGUGUUCAAAUAAUUGUAACUUCUACAUUAUAGAUUAUGUUUAGAUGUAGAACUAGAAGAGCCAGAUAAACGUAGGUGAACAGGAACAUAGCACCGACCUUCUAAAUGCUUCAUACUUUUGCUAAGAGAAAAAAUAAGAAGUGGAGAGAGUUUUUCCUUUGUUAUAAAUUAUAAAACCUCAUCUAAGGUCAAAGUAAGCACUGUUACAUUUAAACUGCUUUCCUUUAAGUGGUUAAUUGCAACUUAAAAUCAAAGAAAACAGAUUUACUUUUAAGUUUACAUGGAAUAUAAUUUUCACUUACAAGUUGCUGUGGUUCAUUCAUUUAUAAGAGACAAAUCUUUUAAAGUACUCCAUAGCAACAGUGAAAGCCUUCCCUCACCCUGACAGGAAUGAAUUUGUUGGGCUUCUAAAAGUUAGAGUUCUGCUGAAUAGAAUUAGCUGUCCCUAGAAAGGUUUUAAUCCAAUACUGAAUUGUUUAUAAAAUGCUGUUAUCUAUUGUAAUGUACUGUAAGUAGUGACAUUCUGUACAUACUUCUAUUUUCUGUGUCCAUUGUUGUGAACUUAUGUAUAUUAGUGAAAUAAAUUUUCAGCUUUCAUGUUGUUUCAACAUUCAUAAA